ACCGUCAGUGCAACACCAUCCACUUUAUAAACAAAAUAAUAAAAUAUUCAUUAAAAAAUUCGUAGAAGUUACAAUUUUUUCCUGAAUAUCUUCAUCAAAGGAUUAAUCAUUGGAGCUCCAGUGGUGAUUUGAUCGCAAUGAUCAAUCACGGAUUAAUUUAUGGAUUACUCAUCACCACGAAUUUGAUGGUCGUCAGGGGGACCAUCUUGAGACCUCUGAAGAUGGACUCACCCUCGCACGUUUAUAAAAUGAGCUUAGAUAAUGAAUUUGAUUACGUUUUGAAGCGGUCUGGGUCGCAGAAUGUGGAGGAGAGUCCGGAUUCGAAGGAGCGGAGAAGUCAAAUGGGUUCAUCAUUCAUCAGAUUUGGGCGCAGUCAUCAGGCGAAUCUGGAGAGUCCAGAUAAUUCUGGAAACAAUAUGAACAGUGAUGAUUCGGGCUCCUCCAGAAUUCCCAGGGGACGUUCGGAUGUUAUCAUAAGAUUUGGACGAUCAGGAGUCCAGAGUUUUAAUUUUCCACGAGUUUCAUCCGCUAGCAGAAGUUCAAUGAUACCUCUCAAUUUAACUAAACUCGCUGCUAUUUGUCCCAGUAUUUUGACUAAUCCUGAAUCUGCUCUUCAUAAUGACUUACUCCUCCGUAUCUGUACGUCGCUCACUCUUCAAUCCUCGGACUUCGAUGUCAAUCAAUGGAAUAAUUGAAAUUUAUCUUCAUUUCCAUAUUUUUUUUUCACAUAUUGAAACAAAUUCAUAACUUGUACCCCUGAUUUUUUAUUAAUCCAAGCAUGCACCCCUGUAAUAUAUUAUUUCACUUAUCUUUCAGUUGAAUCAUAAAACAUAUGUAGUAUAUUAUGGCUAUAUUUUAUUUGAUUAUCGCUUAAUCCGGAUUGACUUAAAAUUAAAUCUUCCAUAUAUUCUGUGACCGACGAGCGAUACAAAACCAAUGGAAAAUCUUAUGUAACAUUCAAUGUAUCGGGUAGACCGUUGUUUUCUACUUCAAAUUUUCUCCGCCGUUAAAAAUGUAUUUCAAUUGUAAUAAUAUUAAUUACUAUAAUUUCCCAACUCAAUGAGGCUUACAAUUUACGGAGGAAAUAUCUCGAGGUAACUGAUGCUGUGUAUAGAUUUAAUACUCGAAAAAAGCAGAACCAAAGUAUGAAAAAGUAAUGAUAAUAAAAAAAAAACCACGUGGCUGAGA
Molecule: messenger RNA, 1188 nt
Organism: Fopius arisanus
Lineage: Eukaryota; Metazoa; Arthropoda; Insecta; Hymenoptera; Braconidae
Exons: 2
Coding region: 138-695 (185 amino acids)
Source: RefSeq, a predicted model, not a curated record